Puntigrus tetrazona (Sumatra barb) is the source of this 5737-nucleotide messenger RNA. RefSeq names its product peroxisomal biogenesis factor 5-like a (gene pex5la). NCBI's taxonomy places the organism in Eukaryota, Metazoa, Chordata, Actinopteri, Cypriniformes, Cyprinidae. Bases 585 to 2423 code for a protein of 612 amino acids. Gene Ontology annotation, biological process: protein import into peroxisome matrix, docking. Gene Ontology annotation, molecular function: protein binding. Gene Ontology annotation, cellular component: peroxisomal membrane; cytosol. The transcript has 15 exons. The record is from RefSeq and is a predicted model, not a curated record.
UUGCUAGCUGAACAACAUGAAAACGAUGAGAACACCUGGACCGAGCAUCUGUGAAUGACGGAACCGGCUCCGCCUAAAUCCUCCGGUCUGAGGAGAGGAGGGGACGAACGCUCGACAAAGAGAGAGAGAGAGAGAGAGAGAGAGAGAGAGAGAGAGAGAGAGAGAGAGAGAGGGAGCGUCUGAUAAAGGAGGGAGGAAUUGCCGAAGAAUCAGACCAACUACGAUAAAACCCCACAGAGCCGCACCGGGGCUGAGAUUAUGACGUAGGCGCGACCCUCGAGCGUCCAGCGCAUCCGUCGCGCUCCUCGGCAACUUGGUGAAGAGACCCGCCGGUGCGCGUGAAGCUCGGGAGCCUCUUCGCCUUAUAAAGUGCAUCGGUGACGAAAGCUGUCGCGUGCGCGUAAAUUCAGCACUUGGUGCGCGAGACAGCUCCGGCGCGUCGGCUUCCCUAACUGGACUCAAUUUCAAGAACAGUUCUUUCGGCACUUUUUAGAGCACUCCGGCACGCGCAUGCACGUUAGAAGAGUCAUCCUGUUUCUUGGUUUCAUCUAACUGCUAUCCAUAGUCUGGGACCUUCACUAAAUAUGUACCAGGGGCAUUUGCAGGGGAAAGACUCUAGGGCUGCAGAUAAGACCGUUGCCAUGGUCCUGAAGGAGAUACCCAAUAAGGCGUCCUCAGAAGGCAAGCCCCUCCUCACGGUGACAAACAAGCUGGUGAGUGAGCAACAAGAGAGCCGUCCCUUGCUGAGCCCUUCCAUCGAUGAUUUCCUCUGCGAGACCAAGUGCGAUGGAGCUGCCCGCCCAGUAACCUCCAACACAGCAGUACUCUCCUCCUCUCUGGACCUGCUGGAUCUGAGUGAGCCUGGUGAGAGAAGACACAGCAAAGACAGGAAGAGCCCUCUUUCUUCUAAGGGCACACCAUACAGGAAGAAGCCCGAUGAAACAGAGCUGAUCCAAGUGGAUAUUGAACAGAGUAUACCCUGUUCCCGCACACCUGAAAAGAUUUCAUUGGACUCAGUAGCAGUUCCAUCUUCUUUGGACAAAUGGGAAGAACUCAACCCACACCCGGAGCGAAAUGGUAGCAGAAAGUGGAAACUCGAGAGAAGGCGUUCAUCAAAAAAUUCUGGCGAAUUUGUCUGGUCUAUGGAUUGCAAGACUCAGCUAGACAGUGCCCCUAGGAACUCCCUGGAGGUCAAUAAUAAAGUAGAGGCGGAAGCCGUGCCAGUAACUCAACUCAACAGGCAAUAUGUUAGUGGAAGACAUGGCCGUUUGAGCAAAGACCAAAGGUGGGGUAGCACACUCCUGUCCAGAAACCAGUCUCUGGAGGAAGAGUUUGAGAGGGCUAAGGCAGCAGUGGAGUCAGACACAGAGUUCUGGGAUAAGAUGCAGGCAGAGUGGGAAGAGCUCGCUCGCAGGAACUGGCUAACAGAGAAUGAGCGACCGCAGAUUCCCUCUAAUGUGUCUCCUUAUGAAAAGGGAUACUACUUCCACACAGAUAACCCCUUCAAAGACUGGCCAAAUGCAUUUGAGGAGGGAUUACGCAAGUCCAGAGAUGGAGACCUGCCUAACGCUGUGCUUCUUCUGGAAGCAGCUGUGCUGCAGGACCCUCAGGAUUCAGAGGCUUGGCUGGUGCUGGGAACCACGCAAGCAGAGAACGAGAAUGAGCAGGCAGCAAUUGUCUCCCUCCAGAGGUGUCUGGAGCUCCACCCCAACAACCUCCAGGCCCUCAUGGCCCUGGCAGUGAGCCUGACCAACACGGGCAUGAGGCAGGAAGCGUGUGAGGCGCUGCUGAGCUGGAUAAGGCACAACCCCAAAUAUAAGCAACUUCUGAAGAGCCGCACACACCUGCAGGCCUCACCUGGUUCAAGGAGACCCUCCUACCCUUCCGCCAUGGGAUGCCCCCUGCUGCCCGAGGUGAAGGAGCUGUUCCUGGAAGCUGCUCAGCACAACUCGGACACGAUCGACCCAGACCUGCAGACAGGGUUGGGAGUGCUGUAUAACCUCAGCUCCGAGUUCAACAAAGCAGUUGAAGCCUUCAACGCAGCGCUGUCUGUGCGGCCGGAGGACUACCUGCUGUGGAAUCGGCUGGGGGCGACGCUGGCUAAUGGAGAUCGCAGCGAGGAGGCUGUGGAGGCCUAUACCAGAGCCCUGGAGCUGCAGCCCGGCUUCAUCCGCUCGCGUUACAACCUCGGCAUCAGCUGCAUUAACAUGGGAGCUCACAGGGAGGCAGCCAGUAAUUUCCUUACGGCUCUUGGCCUGCAGAGAAAGAGCAGGAGUCGGCAGCUUUCGCACCAGGUCAUGUCUGGAAACAUCUGGGCUGCCCUGCGGAUAGCCCUAUCCAUGAUGGAUCAGCCGGAGCUCUUUCAAGCUGCUAACAUAGGAGACCUGGACUUACUCAUGAGAGCUUUUAACCUGGAUAUGUGAGAGUGGAUACCCUUUAACCAUGGCAAAUAUCCAAAGUCCUUUAUGAGAAGAACUUUGUCAGAAAAGCAACCUUUGUUUUCGCAGAGCACCUUUACAUUCCUGAGAACUGAGUGCUGAACGAUACUAUUUUACUAGAUUUGCACAUCGGUUUACGAUUACCCUAAAGAGCACAAUGCCGGGUGAAGAUUGUACAAGUAUGCCUUAGAGAAAAUAUCAGCUAGACCUGCAAUGUAACAGUGGGAACCGGAGGAAACCACAACUGAUGAGAGGAACAUAGACUAUAAAUGUGCAUUGGUUUCACAUGAAUGACUUGAUUAGACAUGUACUGUACUGCGUAGACUUCCUGUAUUGGUUCGAUUGCACUCUUUAGUUGAGAUGGUGGGGUUAUUAUAGAUUUUGGUGGCACUUAGUUCAACCCUGGACACUCCUCACCUGAUCUCUGCUGCAUCACCCCCUUUAUUUCCUGGAGCUUGCAGACCAGAUUAAAAAGCCUUACUUAUCUUGCAUGUCAAAUAAAUAAUUGAGAUGUUAUCGGUAUGAUAUCAGAUAAAAAGCCAUUCCUUGCCAUACUUUGACCUCUUGAUGCAGAAGUCUAUGUUCCAUCAAGGUCUUUUUGUGAAACAUACCACAUCUUUGAAAUGUUACGCUGAUUAUUUCACAAAAUUUGAUGCAGGGAAUUAGAUAUACUGCCCCUUUUGCCAGACUGGGAUCGACAGGAAAACAAGAAACUGCCCAAAAUAUAAGCCAAACUAUUUUGUGAGCUUCACAGUUUUAUACCCUAAUGUUGUUUCUCAUAUUGCUUGUUAUGGUUCAUCUCCAGCUUGCAUGAUGUUUUAUUUUGCUCAUCAGUGUGAACACGCAAGCGCUUCACGUCGCUUAUGCGCUUCAAGAAAAGUCCCACCUUUUAAAAUGCUAUGCAAAACCUAUAGAUUUCUUUAUGCUGCCGGAAUCAGAAGAAACGUAUAAAGCACCACAAAGCUGUAUUUGCUUUGUCACUUGUGUUUUAAACUGGUAGGUAGAAGAUCUGAUAAAAAUGGCAUUUUAAGGCUAUGUCUACAUUAAUCCAGAUACAUCUGAAAAUACAUAUUUUUUUCAACAUGUUUGGCCUUCUGUCCCCACUGAUGUGCUGUUUUUGUACUGUGAAAUAAUUUUUAGAAGAUUCUGUUGACAGUCGAUACAUUUGAACAUGACAUAAAUUUGUGGAACAAGACAUUUUCAAAUGGCCAUGUGAAAUGUUCAUUCAGAAAUGAUAUUUGAAGCAUUUUUAGUCAUGUGACACAUUGUAGCUAUAUUAGUAAUACCAACAUAUACCAACUAUGUACUAUUAACCUGCACUUUAAAGAUAAAUGUUACUUUCUGCAAAGAUGACAAAGAUGUACUAGGGAAUCAAAUCACAAGGACAGUUGUGACACCAUACAUGGAAUAGUAACUGAGUGAGACCUGCACACACCAGUAAGUCGUGGGAUAUUUUGCUAAAAAAAAAUAUUGUGCCAGAGGAAUAGCGUGAGAACUUUUUAUGUGGUCUCUCGGAUUCAUCUCAGUGAGCUGAAACACAUCAGCUCAGUCACGCAUGCACAUUAAGAUGGUUAAAAAAAUUGACAGUUCUCCUAAAAUUUCCUCACCCUAAUGUUGUCCCAAACCUGUCUGAGCUUCUUUGUUCUGUUGAACACAAUCUUUUGUUCAUUCUUCGAUAUUUUAAAGAAUGUUUGUAACCAAACAGCUGCCGGUAGCCAUUGACUUCCACAGUAUUUUUUUCCCAUACUACAUAAGCCAUUGGCUUCCAUCAACCAUUUGCUUACAGAGUUGAACCAUUUGAUUGCUACUCAAAACUAUCACUUUUCAGGGGAUUCCCAGUAAAAAUCAUGUAGCGGUGGUGUAAAAUACACGUUUUUGACAGGGUUCCCCUAAUGAAAGUCACACCCCAGGGGCUAAAUACCACAUUAUUGGGGUUGCAUCAACCUGCAGGCAUGGCAACACUGGGGUGAACUAUCACUUUUUUUCGACCUUUUACUGAGGAGGUGACUGUUGGAAAAUUCUGAGUGUGUUAACAAAAAGCCAUUUUCUAAUGUGUCUGGAUUAAUUUAGACAUAGCACUGAUUCUUAUUCAAAAAGCCUCCCUAAUCCAGCUGAGCUUUUAUUCGUAGUGUCAUAUAUUUUUAUUAUUUCCACCUAGUGCAAGAAUUUAUUUCAAAACUUGUAUCAAUGAAAAAGCAUGCAAAGCCAUUCAAGCACCCAUUAUAAAGUGUUAUCAAUUUAUUAACCGUUACUAUAUUUAUUUAAUUACUGCUCUAUGUAUUUGUUUUAUUAUUCUGUAUCCGAAUCUAUUUGGAAAGUUCUGUAUAUGCUCAUCGAUACAGUUAGAACAGGCUCGUGCUUUGUAGCUGAAUGUUACAAUAGAUACUGUAGAUUCUCUCACGCCUGAGGCCAAACCUCCCCUUUUCUAGAACUUUGUACAAUCUCAGGUGUGAUUGUCUAGAUGAACUCAUGCUCCAGAAGUACUCCUGAUGUAUGAUCGCAUGCUGAAUAUACUUAUUUUUGAAUGCUGUAGAUUUAUUUAUAUGCAUGACCUUGACAUGCCUAUUUUAAUCAAUACCCUUCAUUUCUAUGACUUAUAUAUCACUGUAAUCACAAUAUUUUGCAUUUCAAAUAUAUAUAUAUAUAGAUCUGAAGAAUAUAGCAUAUUAACUGUAAAAUAUCUACAAACAAGCAGUUUUUGCAAUGCAGUGAGUAAUCUCAACAAGACCACCUUUAUAGUCACUUAUAUUACUAUUGCAAUAGCCAGAUUUACUAAAGCCUUUAGAGUUAGAGACUCAAAUAUAUGUUAUGCAUCAUUCAGAGCUGCGUUUCUGAAUUUGUACAUGCAAACUUUCUGAAUGUUUGCCAUGGCUUUAUUAACUCUGGCCCAAUAUUUAAAAGAUAGAUGCGUAUACAAAAGUUAUCUUUUAAAAUAAAAUAUUGGAAUAGAGUUUGCCUAAGUGUUUCUGUUGCCACGAGCGCAUUAUUUUUUUAGGGGCUCAAAAAACAAAUGGUUCCACGGUUGAAAUCUCCCGUUUACGAUCUGGCAUCACCAAACACGAAAAUGGCACCGAGCAACAAUUGUGGAUUUUAUUGAACAAUCCAAACAUUAUGAGUCACAAGUAUGUUUGAACAGGUUUCGAAUGAGGAUUCCCACAUUUGCCAUGUUUGUGUUUCUAAACAAUGUAUGGAUCAGAAAAUCCAUUAAAAAAAAAAAAAUUAUAACAAACAAGUGGGCAAGUUUGUAAAGUAACUACAGAAUUGGCACACUUUUUUGCAAAAAAAAAAAAAAAAAGAUA